Molecule: messenger RNA, 607 nt
Organism: Camelina sativa (false flax)
Lineage: Eukaryota; Viridiplantae; Streptophyta; Magnoliopsida; Brassicales; Brassicaceae
Source: RefSeq, a predicted model, not a curated record
UCCAAACUAAUCUUAACCAAAACCAAUUCUUAAACUAUUUCAUUAUUUCCAUUUCCCCUGUUUCUCUCAAAACCCCAUACGAUAACCUAAUAAUGGGACUUUCCGACAAGACUCACCACCACUUGGACGGCAAAUUUGGCGAAACAACAGAAGCAAAGAAAUGGGUAAUUACCGAAAUCUCCUUGCGUUCUCCGAUGAAGCCGACGAUUAGCCUCUCCUCCUCUGCCUUAGACAACCCGGAAGACGAAGAUCACCUGUGUCCAACGACUCCAACAGCGGCUUCCUUUAGAAUACCGAAGGCGUUUACGUGUCCUCCGGCGCCUAAGAAAAGGAAAACGUCAUUGAAGUUUAGUUACGGCGGCGGCGCUAGAGAGCUCUUCUCUCCACCGGAUCUUGAAACCGUCUUCUUACACAGAACUACUUAAUUUCUGAUUUCUCGACUCUCUUUCUAACCUUUUUAGGUUUUCUUAAAAAUAACUUGAGAUAUUUCUUCAUUACUUUAAUUAGCUUUUUAUUAAGUGUUUGAUUCGUUGUUUUUCAUUUUUACACUGGGAAAAAAAUUGUUAGGAGUUAGGACCCUGACAAAAGUUAGUGAGCGAUGUUCAUG